AUGUCAUUCUCACUACGCAUUAUUCCACUAGCGUCUAGCGCAACAAUUAUCAUUCCCAGAGAGCUAUUGUUCUCAGAUUCUAAGUAUUCGAUGUUAUCACUCAGUCCUAAUGGAAGCCCAGUAGGCUUCGAUAAAUCCAACCUAAACAUGUAUUGGCUGUGGAGUGACCAAUUUAAUGAUCCUGUUUUUGUCAUUCAAAUUCUCCUAAUUAAACUACAUUAUUUAGAAAAUUCUGACGGUAAGUGGAAAUCUCUUGCAGGAUCGUUUGCCAAGUUUCCAUUUGAUGCUCCUGAAAAGAAAGAGUUGCUGUAUACGGCGACUCGCGCUGAGAUUUCCGGCAAUCUAUUCCAUCCGACUGACAUAACACUGUUGACCAUCACUGAGGUAACUAUUGAUUUUUGCCAUUUUGCUUUGACCUCUCUUAUAGUUCCUACAUAUAUGUCAAUAUGGUUGGUAACAUAUUCGUCCUCUGACAAACCGUACGAAAUCUUCAUUUAUAGAAGAUGGCUUAAAGAGGCCGAAUUUCUCUUCAACAGUCGACCAGAACUUGAAGCCUAUAAGCUGAAUAAUCAAAUCAGUUUCGAUUUCAAAACUAGAGAUAACAUGGUCCUUCAGGCAUACCUCAGUCUUCCACCUGAGGUGAAUUUCCGCGGGACUAGCGGUUUCGGCAAGCGGCUGACAAAUGCCGGCGACGAUAAGUGGAGCAAAAAAAUGCACCUCGACAUUCUUGACUCAGUCGAUUUUGCUGUUGCCAAGGGUAUCACCAACAAAUCACUUGUGGCAAUCAUUGGCGGGAGCUAUGGUGGUUAUGAAGCCUUAGUCGCUCUAACUUUUACUCCUGACGCUUUCUGUUGUGGUGAGGAUAUUGUCGGACCUUCGAAUUUGAUGACUUUAAUCCAAACUGUUCCGCCGCAUUGUAAAGGUAUCCAUGCGGAACUCGUACGAAUGCUGGGAGGUGAUAGUGACACAUACCUUCACAUUUUUACAAGAAGAAGGACGUCAAACGCUCGCUGCUCUCUCACUGCUUUUUUUGCCAAUAGAGUAGAAAAACCGCUUGUGAUCCUUCAAGGCACUAACGAUCCUCGUGUGAAACAACGAGAGUCGGGUAUGUUCAUCAAAGAAUAUGACGUUUACUGA
This is a messenger RNA of Angiostrongylus costaricensis, 1137 nucleotides long. The record is from the annotation of a GenBank genome assembly. NCBI's taxonomy places the organism in Eukaryota, Metazoa, Nematoda, Chromadorea, Rhabditida, Metastrongylidae.